AUGUUAUUUAAUUCUGACAAAUUUAUUAAUUUAAAAGCACCAUUAUUGAAAUUGAUUAUAGAAAGGGAUGAUUUAAUUUUGGAAGAAAUUGAUGUUUGGAAUAGUUUAUUGAAAUGGGGUCUUGCACAAAAUCCUACUAUUUCGCAAGAUAGCACUAAAUGGAAUGAUGAAGAAAUUAAAAUUAUAGAAAGAACUCUUCAUGGAUUUAUUCCUUUGGUUCGAUUUUAUUAUAUGUCUCCAGAAGAUUUUCUUGAUAAGAUAUUUCCUUUAAAAGAAUUGCUGCCAAAGGAUUUACUUAAUAACCUCUUGACGUUUCAUAUUACACCAAGUAGGCGAGCAAACGUUAAUAUACCUCCUUCUAGACAACUUAAAGUAGAUUCUGCUAUUAUAAAGCCUAAAAAUAUUGCUAUAUUUGCAGGUUGGAUUGACAAAAGGGAAUAUACACAUUAUAUUCCUUAUAGUUUUAUAUUUUCAUUUACGGAUAGAAAUGACCUUCAAACUGCAAAAGUAGGUUAUAUUAAUCAUGGGCACUAUAGUAAUGCUAUAUAUUGCCAUCAAAGUAAUGGCCCAACUUUUGGUAAUG
Messenger RNA from Rhizophagus irregularis DAOM 181602=DAOM 197198, 583 nucleotides. The record is from RefSeq and is a predicted model, not a curated record. Lineage: Eukaryota; Fungi; Glomeromycota; Glomeromycetes; Glomerales; Glomeraceae.